Neurospora hispaniola is the source of this 1038-nucleotide messenger RNA. RefSeq lists its product as uncharacterized. The coding region runs from base 1 to 1038 and encodes 345 amino acids. The record is from RefSeq and is a predicted model, not a curated record. The transcript is spliced from 2 exons. Lineage: Eukaryota; Fungi; Ascomycota; Sordariomycetes; Sordariales; Sordariaceae.
AUGGAGGCCCUCAACAUGCUCGACUUUAGGUAUUGCGGCCUUGUCCUUCGCCACAGCCUCGACAUCUUCUACGACGCCUACGACGGUGAGCCGAGUCUUUUCGACGAGUUUAACCCCACCGAGCAUGACGAUGAAAGGUCAGUAAAACACGUGUGUCCAACCUUGGGCCACAUGGCUGCAGACAUUGACACGACGGACAUCAGUGUCACACAAAACUUCUCCUCCAUCUGGAUACAACGACCGCUAUCCGAUUCGACGCCGCCAUUAAGCCCUGCUGUUUCACGAGAACCAUUCCAGUUCCACGGCAUCUGUCACAGCAAUGAUUCCUCCGAUUCCAGGGCGCCUCUUUCCGGAGAACUUCUAUGGAGCCUGGGCUCGCUUUCAGUUUUGGAUGCAUUUGUGAAGACGCCAGAGCGGUACGAACAUGUCGCAGUUCCGCUGAGUUCCGAUCUGUACAUGGUGCGGGAGGAAGCAUAUGUCGACUACAUUCCAUGUCCAGGUUCUGGUCCAGGUUCGCCCGCCCUCAGCGUUUUGUCCGAAGCAGCCCUACCCGAAAUUGUCGAUGAGUUCCCCAAAAUCGACGACAGCCGACCAGUGGUGACCGAAAUUGAACCGGUUACGGAGGAGGAGACGAGCAAGGUUGAAAUGGAAAUGCCAAAGGUCGAACCACCCAAGAUUGAAGAGCGAUCCGUGUCUCUAUCCAGUCAACCCGUUCAACCCAGUCAGACGCGCAAUUGGCUUGCAACUGUUCUCGAGAAGAGACAAGCGACCCCCGAGAACGACGGUGCACCCGUGCUCACCAAGGUACAAGCCGCGUUUGAUGAGGAGCAAUUAAAGAAGACAGUGAGGGAACAUCGUCGUCACAACGAGCUCACCAAGCCGCGUCUCAACAAGCGCACCCGUGUGCGUUCCAGUGUACCGCCGCAAAGUCGCAAGAAGGCAAAGCAUAUGUCGGGGCACCCAUCACCAUCACCCUCACCCGCACCAGAAUUUUCGCCAUAUCCACAAUAUUCGCUGCAUCAAGUCUGGACUGGUUGA